This is a messenger RNA of Funneliformis mosseae, 186 nucleotides long. The record is from the annotation of a GenBank genome assembly. NCBI's taxonomy places the organism in Eukaryota, Fungi, Glomeromycota, Glomeromycetes, Glomerales, Glomeraceae.
AUGUCCGACAUUAUCCCGAAUGGACGUUUUUCCGAAAAGUUUGACAUAACUCUGCCCGAAGUUUUCGGGAAAACGUCCAUUCGAGAAAAUGGACUUCGGACAUCAGUAAUUUAUGGCUUACGAAAGACCGAAGAUGAAGUAAAGUUGGUUUCUUCUGACCAAGAUGAAAGUUCUGAAGUUGAAUAG